Messenger RNA from Lodderomyces theae, 3843 nucleotides. RefSeq lists its product as uncharacterized. The coding region runs from base 1 to 3843 and encodes 1280 amino acids. The transcript has a single exon. Gene Ontology annotation, biological process: mitotic sister chromatid cohesion. NCBI's taxonomy places the organism in Eukaryota, Fungi, Ascomycota, Pichiomycetes, Serinales, Debaryomycetaceae. The record is from RefSeq and is a predicted model, not a curated record.
AUGGGACGAAGAGAGAAUGCGACUCCAGACAAACCUGCUCCUCUCCGAAACAAUGCUCUAGCAACGGAUAUUGGCGAAAUGUACUCUCUCGUCCUGGGUGGCUUAAACAAAUCUGGGACUCAAUCCGAGAGCAGUUCAACUUUGAAACUUUUGAGUCAGUUGCAACAGGAACCAAAACAAGAGGAAGGUGAAAAAUUCCACCAUGUAUAUAAGAGUGAAUACAUGUCAUACGGAGAUUUUGAGCCUAGACUGCCGUAUCUCAAACAUGAUCAAUCAUCGACGUACCGGGAAUAUGAUCGGUACCCUAUUCACAGUGAUCCCAUGCCGAAUGAGCAGAAAGAAGAAUGCGAGAAUUCAAUGCAGGCAUUGGAUCUGCUGGCGGGCUCAAGUUCCAAUUCUGAAACGGUGCGUGCUCAAUUAGGAAAUGUACAACAAUUUGAGAAAGUGGCUACACGAAACCUAUUAGCAUUGGAAGAUUCAAAACAACAGAUGCCCUCAUUGCUACAACCUCCGAAACCACUACUGACUUCUAAAAACUUUGCUGGCCAUAGUGGCUCUGAGGAUCCGGUGUCGCGAGUUAAUAUUGCACAGAACAUAAAAGAUAUUUUGGCAAACAUUUCAAACCUCGGGGCUAUAAAUAAUGAUGGAGUACCAAAUGCAGCAACAACCAUUGAUUCUACGGGGAAUAAUUCAGGUGACGGGGAUGGAGAUGUACUGAUGGCUACUUUAAACGAUGACAGAUCAGAUCAUCGUACCACGAAUUUAUUAGAGAAUAAAUCGAUCGACGGGAAAUUACCAACGCAUGAUCAACAUCCUUUGAAAGAGCCAGAGGCUAUGCUGCGUGAUCAAGGUACAAGAGCUCCCCCACUCAUGCCAGCAGAAAGCACUCAAAAAUUGUCUGAAGGCAAUGGCUCUAUUGACACCGUGUCACACGCAUUAUCUGCUGGUCCAGUACAUCCAGAUAAUGACCAUUUUUCCUUGGAAACCUCACAAAAAACUACAAAGAGUGCACACCAUCCGAAUUCAAAUGAAAGACAUACUGAAGUACCUGCUGAGCAAAAGAGCCCUCAUGGCAGCUAUGCAACAAAGUCAAAUCAUACCUCGCGUGACAAUAGUAGUGGGAAAGCUUUUAGCUUUGUAGUUCCGAACAGGGGUGAAGGACUUGUACGUUUCAAUUCAGCCAAAUUGAAAGAACAUCUCACAGAUCUGUAUCAACCAAUUUCGCCUUUCGAGCCAAACUCUACCAUCAAACAUAAUCAUAACCUAACAAGCUCGAAUGCAUCUGCUAAAAUAAAGUCAAGCAAGGAGCAAUUACAAAAGUAUCUGCGUUUUGGCAAACAAGAUUUGUCCAAAGGUGAGAGUUGGAUAUCUCAAACGGAUGCUGGUAAAUACACCAAGACUGAUUCCCAACCCGAGAGACACUCACAAAGACCAAGCAGGCCACGUCUGUCCCUGGUAAAGGACAGCAGCAAAGGAGUCAAUACUUAUGGGUCCAAUUCUUGGGUUCGUGAAGGGUAUGAACCCCCUACUAAGAAACACAAGGUCGAACCUGGGAUCACACAGCAUGAUUCUUGUAGGCCUAGUACCUAUUCCAAAUUUAAACAUAUAGCACUGCAGCUCAAACCAAGCAAAAGUAACAAGCAGUUCAUUAGAGAUCCGGUCAACACUUUCAAAGUAUUUGGUAAACCUAAUUUUCAAAUGGUCCCAUACACUAGCGAUCAAGUUGAGAAGCUACUAAGUGAAAGUCUUUCCCAUCCAGAAUUGAAAGUUGCAUACUUUGUCCAAAAAUCUCAAGACUUGGUUCACAAAGCGCACGAGUCAAAAGUUGUUGAUAAGUCGAUGCAAAGUGUUUUCAAUUAUCAAAAAUUCAUCAAAGGUGCAAUCAAGUGUUUGAUGUUGGUUGUUAAAAACUACACAAGAGACUUGAAUCCUCAGCAACUAGUAUCGAUAUAUUACAAGAUUGCUAAAUUGUACCUCAACGAGACGGAGAGCCUUGACUUGGCGGAAGCGUAUGCAAUCAAAGCUCUGAAUGUGUGUCGAGACCAUUCUUUCACUGAGUUUCAAUUCUUUUGUGAUUUGUUGAUGAUUGAAAUCUAUGAAAAAUUUGACAUUACAACGGUUGUUGGAUUUGCACAGAGAAGAGUGGGCUUUUAUGAAGAGUCAGGAUUCCAUGCAUUAGCAACAUGCUUGCAAUUAGCGAGAAUCAAGUAUUUGUUGGUAUCAGACGUGUCUCUUGCAUUGGUUAAUAUGCAGCGAUUACUCAAGGACCCCAAGUUACAUCCAAGUAUCAAGCAAAUUACUGUUGUUUACUUGGCAGGCUUGCACAACUACCGUGGAGAUCAUGCGGCUGUUGUGGAAUUACUUCGAGGGUUCGACAUGAAGGUCACCCAACCAUUUGCUGCCUAUGUUUUAAUGACUAAACUACUAGCAAAUGUGUGUUUGAAUAACACCCCUGAAUCCAAAUUUUUGCUCAAGGAGCUAAUGCAUAUUUUGCAGGAAGGUGAGAAAUUUAACUGGGGGGAAUGGCUGAUCAAUGGGGAUAUCAAGUUUCAUAUAAAAGGUGAACUAGACGUGGAGUUUGACUUUGUUGUUUCGUGGUUGCCUGUUGUUGACUUCAAAAUUAUGUUGUAUUUCUUGAGUGGAAUUGCCUAUUUACAUUCUGUUGGAGAUAAGUCCAAAGUUUGUUUCGAAAAGGCUUAUUCGCUCAUUGUAAAUACACAACUGGAUCUCAAAUCGAAUCGAAAUUUGGCAACAUACUUCACAGCCAAUGAUUCAAGGCAACGUGAGUUGAGGUUGCGGUAUAUUGGGUAUUUGGUACAGUUUUAUCAACAAUGGCAAUUCUUUGUCAAUGACGAUGCCAAGAUUGUGUUUUUGAAUGAUUUUAUGAAUGCAAACAACAAGCUGUUUACGAGAGAGGAGUAUGCGAUGUUCAAACCAAUGUAUCCGUACAUCAACUACAUGUUUGCAUUGUAUUACCACGGCCGAGGUGAUAUUCAAGCUGCCAAGUUCUACUACUUGAAAGUGAAGAACAUGACAAGUACUUUACUCGAGAAUGACCCUUCUACUUCAUUACAACAGAUGAACAGUCGUCUUGGGGGGGAUACCGUUUGUCCAAAAGGUUAUUUCAAUGAAUUGCAUGUUUAUUCAACAUUCCAUUUGAUCAUUUUGUUAGAUUACGAAGUCAAUGAGAUUAUGCUGAAGAAGGAAACUGAUGAGUCCCAAUUGGCAGUGGGGAAAUUCACAGCGAUUAGAAACACUCUUUUUGAUGAAUUUUCAACUGGUAUCAAACAGCCACCAAAACACGCCGACUCUUUCCAAUACAAUUUUGUCAUUCACAACAAGCUUUUACGCACGACAUUGGAGAUCACUAUAACUUUUCUUCAAGAUAUCAGUCCCCAUUUGACCAUUAAAGAUCUCAGACUGAUGUUGGUGAAACUUGGCGACAAGACCACUUUUUAUUUUGUUUCGUUUAUUGUGACGUAUUUUUUGAUUAAGACUUCAGGAACGAGUGAGAAAACUCGGUUGAUUGAGCUGUGCUUCACUGUGUUGCCCAAGUCGAGAACAGAAACAGUUGAGACGUCCCUGGGUAAUAAAGAUCAAGUUUCCAUUUCCGAAUCAGCGGAUUCGUGUCGAGUUCUCUUGUUGCGUGAAUUGAUUGAGGUACAUCAAAGCACUGGGUUGCAUAACCAAGUGAAUAUGGAGAAGGCUCAAUUGGAGAGAUUGUACAAGUUAUUGGCGCAUAGGUAUACCACGUUGGAAAAAAAUGUCAUUUGCGAUCCAACUUUCAAGAUCUUGUCACAAGUGAAAUCGGAGAAUGAAGAUGCAGAGAUGAAGGAUGCUUGA